AUGUCUCCGUUCGAAAACCAAAUUCCUAUUGUCAAUUCAGAAGAUGUGAUUCUUCUCUCUUCUACUUCUUCUGCUUCCACAUCUGAUUUUAAACCAGAAGUCUGUGAAGUUUGUGGGGACCGUGUGAAUAGUCGGCGGUACGGUGCAUCCGCUUGCCUUGGAUGUACUGUAUUCUUCCGUCGGGCAAUUGUAAAUAAAAUGCAGUAUAGAUGUCUACGGGAUCAGAAUUGCUUCAUUUCACACACGUAUCGAUGUGCUUGCCGAUACUGUAGAUUUCAAAAGUGUCUUCGAGUUGGCAUGCAGCCAAGUGCUAUCCAGAGAAGGGACAUUGUUGGUCCACGAAAAACAUCAAGAGAUGAGAAAUCUAGAAGCCCGGAUGUCAUUAUUAUUGAUGCAGAAUCAGAAAACUUUCUUCAAGAGUGGGCUAGUUUCCAGAAAAUUCAAUUUUCGGAGCAUCUGCAGUACUUUGUAGACCAUCAAGUUGAUGUAGCCUUUCACAAAGAUAGCUCGAAUUUCGUGAAAUUCCGACGACGUGCAAGAGCUGCUGACGUCAACAUAAUGUUGAAGCUAGCACUCAAACAAGCAAGUGAAUGGGGUAAUCGUCUGAAGCUGUUCAAAAAACUUAAUAUUGAAUCCAAAAAGAGUGUUCUCGCAGAAUACUAUCUAGCUUUUAUGCUGAUUGAUCAAGGAUUGAAGACGUCGAAAGAAGCGGAUCUGGGAAUUUGGCUGUUACAAAAUGGAAGCUUCAUGCACCCGGAUUACUUUUUUGGACUCCCAGUGGACAAUAUCGGGUUUGCGGAGAGUAUGAAAGUGAAGAUACAACUCCAUCAAAACUUUGUCUCCGAACUCCUCCACUGUGUUGGAAAUCCGUUUCGAAAGUUGGAAAUUGACGAAGUAGAGUGUGCAGCUUUGAAAACGAUUCUGCUGUUGACUCCGUCCUGCUCAAAACGAGCAAUUUAUGCUGGGCAAGAAGGUGCACUCGCCGGGUUUUAUCAAAAAUGCAUGGAAGAAUUGAUGGAGCAUUCCAAGAAUAAGGAUCCCGAGCGUGCAGCUGAGAGAUUCGGAGAAAUCAUGCUGCUUAUUGGAUCGAUCCGUUGUGGAGUGAAAACCAUUUAUAACCAGACAAGAGUCUCGGAUUUGUUCAAUUUCAUGAAAUUCGAUGAUACUGUUAAAGAAAUUUUAUUGACUUAA
Messenger RNA from Caenorhabditis briggsae, 1191 nucleotides. It is a transcript of the gene Cbr-nhr-260, whose product is annotated as Protein CBR-NHR-260. The transcript is spliced from 6 exons. The record is from RefSeq and is a predicted model, not a curated record. Bases 1 to 1191 code for a protein of 396 amino acids. Gene Ontology annotation, molecular function: DNA-binding transcription factor activity; sequence-specific DNA binding; zinc ion binding. Gene Ontology annotation, biological process: regulation of DNA-templated transcription. Lineage: Eukaryota; Metazoa; Nematoda; Chromadorea; Rhabditida; Rhabditidae.